AUGCCAACCGGGCAGGAUGCAUCUGAAGAGGCCAAUCUAUCUAGGGAAGCGUCCACUGGCCGGCCGCCUGCGAAGCGACCACAAGAAACUAUCGAGUCAUCCUCCAGCCCGGGCGAGUCUUCAUCCACACCGCAGAAAAAGCGACAGAAACCCUCUGUCUUUGAUCAGCGCGAUCGGGUCGCAGUGAACGAGCUAGCGUCAAAGCCGGACUUGAUCAUGCCGUCGAGCUUCCAGGAGGAGAGGUCAGAAACCCACCUUGAACACAUAUAUCACAACUUCGACCGGUUCAACCGUGACAAGGUGGCUUCGGCUAUUCAGGGGAUGCAAGUGGAGCUGUCCAUUGACUUGGUAUCGCCGCGAAGACUUGGGAUUCAGAAGUCAGUGGACCUACUUCUAAGCUUGCCAAAGAAGUACAACUAUAUUCCAGUGGUCAAGUCACACACCAAGGCUGUGCACCUCGACAUCAAGAGACAUCCUACUGUGUGGUCAAUGAUGGCUAAACAUCCCACCCAAGCAAAGGUUCUAAUGAUUUACAACCUCCCACAAGAGGAAUAUUCCGAAAGAGAAGCAACAACUAUUUGCAGCUCUCUGGUGGAGAUCUUGAACCGAUGGCCAGCCGAUUUGUCUCUAUUGACGAAGUCUCCUGAAGGCUUCAAGAGCGGUUCUUUCCAUGCCCGACUUCUCACGCUCGCCUGCAGACACAAGCAUCUCCCCGACAAACUUGUUGUUUGUCCCCUUCCUGCGUUCAGACAAGCCAAUACUGGACCCAAGGCUCGUGGGGUCAAACGUGAACCGCACUUUCAGCUGUUCAUAUCAUGCCUUCACCCAGUAACGUUCAAGCAGCGUGACGACAAGAAGGAGGCGGGAUCUCGAGUGGUCGGUUCAGGUGUGUCUAUUCCCGAGCCAUCGGACAAGUAUCAGUUUGUCGUUUACGACACAAGGGGGGGGAUCAAGCGAUCUGUUACCAAAGCUGCCCAACAACCUGGUCAAACGCCGUCGUUCCCCUCGGUGCUACCGCCGCAGGAGGAACUCGACCUCACGAAUGAGGUUCGAGAGGGACUCUACAAUGCCGAGCGCUUGCUUAGACUAUACUCAGCUUCCAUCAUGAAUCAAGGCGGCCUGAUUGAUACUCAGGGGUGUCUGAAUAUCUGGAAAAGCAUUCUUGAGAAGUACGGAGGCCUUAUCCAGAAGAAAUCGGGCACCAGUCGAGGAAUCUUUGGCGGAUCAGACCUGCUUCAGGUCUACCCACAGCACGCUAGCCUUCAUUCAAUAAUCAGUCCUGGGGUGACGGUUGAAAACAAGCUACGAGAGUCAGAUGAUACCUAUCGUCUGCCAAACCUGACUAUUCGCUCCAUCGAUCGUUCUUGGUCACUCAGUGUUGAACAGGCCAUAUCCGAUGCCUGGUUAUUGGAAGGAGAUAUCCUUAAGGCUUGGACCCGAGGCGCUGAAGCUGCAGAUCUUGUCAAUCAGGCUAUUCGAGAAAAUGAGAGACCGCCCUCUGCUUGCGCGUCCGGACGGUAUAUAUUCGAGUAUCUUUCUACUGCGAUGCGGAUCAAGUUAUCUAUCGAAAAGCGAGCAAGUCAAGGGAUCAUUAACCAAGCUGAAUAUGAGGCUAUGGUCGAGUCUUGUUUCGAGGAAUUGAAGAGAAUGCUCCCAACCAAGGCUGAUACUGAUCGGGCCAAUCUCUCUUUCGGAAGCUCCUGGCGCGACACAUACUCAGGACGCCUUCAUAGUCUGCCGACUGACAACACCGCUCCUACACGCACACAGCCUGACAGACCUAGCAUAGAUGCCGUUUUCCCAGCAUGGCUGACACAAUUUGGCUACCGCAUGCAUUGCCCAGGCAAUCUGAAGAUCACGGUCCAGGCCAUGAACUACACCAAACACGUGCAAAUUCCAGCAUAUUUGGCUAUGCUAUGUUGGUAUGCACAUGAGCGGAGUAGAAUUGAGCAUAAAUACCAUCCAAACGUGUGGAGCGCCGAUGCGCGAACUGAAUUUGAUAUUCUUGAAGCCAAAAUGGUGAAAAUCUCCAAGAGGCUCCGAAUAAUCCGGUUGACAUUCGGUUGGACAAAGAUUCGGCGUCUUCGCGCUAAGAAGACGACCAAGGAACAAUUCCUCAUUGAUCUGGCGCCCAUAAUUUCUGGUCAAUCCCAACCAGAGCUCCAAAGCUCAAUGGAGAGACUGGAUAAUGUAUACAAUUUUGCGAGGACUGCACAUGAGUUCAGACUUCCGGAAAGUGACCGGGCACGUAUCAGGACUCUUGUACAAGAGAUUCAAGAUUUCUUCGACGUCCAGCUGCCAACGGGUGCGGAUGGUUGCCCAUACUUUGCCCAUCCUGAUACAAUGCCGGAAGUCUGGAACUGGCGAAUUGCUUUUCGGUUGUCUAACGAAAGACUCCUACGCAUGAAAGCCGCUUGCAACAGGUACUGGCCUACUUACGACACGGUAGAGACGAUAUUCCUGGAAUGCAUAUUCCAAGUGUGCGUCAUCAGGUGUGUCCUUAGGAGUGUUGAUGAGUUCUAUGAACUAAAGAAACACCUUAAGGCUAAGUAUGUAUCCAUUUUGGGUCUUCCUCUUGCUAUCGCUUACCACGAUGGCUUGACGUUUUCUGUUGGGCAUGCUCAGCAUGGUCGCGGAAUGUUCACGGGCUGGCCUGCAAAGCCCAGUCGACUGGAUGAGCGUCUCGACGCCGACGAAUCGAACAACAUCCGCAUUGAAACUCGGUCUGAGAACUUUCUGAAGGCUGAUUACGAUGAAUCAACCUACUCCCAGCUGAAGCAAAUGAUCAUGGACAUUGACCUUCCCAAGGAUGUCUAUGACAAGACUCUGAAGCCGGGUAAGUUGUCAAAAGAAGACUUUGAUGCUCUCAAGUGGGACGGUGAGGACGUCAAUGAUGACGACCUUUAUAACAAUGAAAUUGCCUUAUUCGACCCUGAAUUUCUGCAGACGGAUGAAUCCGAGACACCCGAAGCUUCGAAAGUGCCAAUGACAGAGGGCGAGGCCUCCCAGGCCCCCGAACAACGGGCGACUGGGGAGACUGUUCCACUUUCAACUGAACCUUCAACUAAAGCACUUGGAAAGAUGCCGCUCCGCGUGAAGUCGAAUGAGACCGAUUACAGUGAAGGCCUCUCUGCAGGAGAAUUGGACAGUGAGUGGACCACGACAAUGUCGGGCGUCGCUGGACUAGAUAAGUCGAAUUCUCAGAGACAGUUGACAUCAAGAAUAUCUUCUAUCGAGUCUCGUUACAGUACCGGAGGGCUCUCCCCCGAGACUAUGGAGCAGAGCUGGUCCGAGAUUAUGGGCAACGAGAUGGAAACCAAAUGGUCACAACUCAUGCAGACCAUCGAGGCUCGCUCAAUUGACGUAUCGGCAGAUCGGGGUCUUGGGGCUCUGGUGGACAACCUCCGCAACGCAAAGGAGAGUGGAAACGAAGAAGCCUUCACGGCUAUUUUCACGGUGAUCCAGCAGGAAUUAUCUUGA
This is a messenger RNA of Fusarium subglutinans, 3480 nucleotides long. RefSeq lists its product as uncharacterized. Lineage: Eukaryota; Fungi; Ascomycota; Sordariomycetes; Hypocreales; Nectriaceae. Bases 1 to 3480 code for a protein of 1159 amino acids. The record is from RefSeq and is a predicted model, not a curated record. The transcript has 3 exons.